AUGAAGGUCAAACUGUUUUUACUAGUGCUAUUCUUUGGAGUUAUAUCCGAGGUUCGAUCGAUUGGACCACCGAACAGAGUUCCUUGUGGUGAAGGAUGCGGCUGUAAUAAACCGACGAAAUGCCCUGGAAAGUUGGUUUGCCAGCCCGGAGAAGUUUUAGCGGAUCGACCUCCGUUCUGUGAGCCAACGUGUAGCGAUGACUGCAGUGCAACAAAACCGUUCCCCCUAGGUUACUUGGUCAAGCCAACGUGCGUCUGUAAACCGGGUUUGGUCCGGCACAAUGGUGUUUGUAUUGAACCAUGUGACUGCCCCGCCAAGGAAGAACCCCCAGUGACUCCCAAGGCCUGCGGUAGUGAUGAUGUGCCAUAUCAAAACCAACCGGGAGGAUGCCAAACGUGCAACUCUCUGCCUGCGAAGCCACCCUGCGGAUGUCCCCAGGCACCGGCUAAGCCCUGUCCGUGUCAGGUGACGCCUCUGCCUUGCCCUUGUCAGGGUGCACCUGCUCCGGCCCCGGGAGGCUGUCCUGCACCGUGCUAUCCACCUCCGCCGGUAGCGCCACCAAAUCCUUGCGGAUCAUGCGGUAGAACUGUGUAG
Messenger RNA from Aedes albopictus (Asian tiger mosquito), 594 nucleotides. RefSeq lists its product as uncharacterized. The transcript is spliced from 2 exons. Bases 1 to 594 code for a protein of 197 amino acids. Lineage: Eukaryota; Metazoa; Arthropoda; Insecta; Diptera; Culicidae. The record is from RefSeq and is a predicted model, not a curated record.